UGUCUGUUGUCAGUGUAAUUUGCAAGCGAGUAAUGAGUCUCAUUAACAGAGCCAGAAGGUCUCUGUCUAAUACUAAUGCCACUUCCUCGUCAAUUACUUCCAUCAAGGAUUCGCCAGCUGCCAAAAAGGAGAAGAUUAGUGUAACUAAAACUGAGAACAACAAAGAGAACGAAUCCCCUAGCGAAUCAGACGAGGAGUACGUGGUGGAGUCAAUCGUGAGCAAGAAAGAAUCCAAAAAGGGCGAAGUGUUGUACGAGAUCAAGUGGAAGAACUGGGCAAGCAAAGACAACACAUGGGAGCCAGUGGAGAAUCUGAGUCACUGUAAGAAGAUGGUGGCUGACUUUGAGAAGGAACAGGCACUUACAGAAGAACUGGAAAAGAAGAAAACCGAAUUAGGUGGGUUUGAACGUGGCCUUGUGCCUGAGAAGAUCAUAGGAGCCACAGACAACGGUGGUCAGCUGAAAUUCCUCAUGAAGUGGAAGGGAUUAGAUCAAACAGACGUCGUGCUGGCCAAAGAAGCCAACAAAAAAUGCCCUCAAAUUGUGAUCAAAUUCUAUGAGUCAUCGCUCACCUGGACAAAAGACGAAUGAGUUCAUCUUUUCGUGACCUUUCAUUUUGGUCACAGUUUUAAUAAUUUUGAACACAUUGGCUGUGAAAACAUCUGAAAGUACAUUUUAAAUGCAACCAAACUCAAUUGAACUUUGUCUUAUUGUAAAAUUGUUUGCUGCUUCUGUUUGUUUGUUUUAGAGAACUCUUCUUGGUGUUGUCAAAUUAAACAGUUUUACUUUGCUUGCUUUUAA
Molecule: messenger RNA, 800 nt
Organism: Symsagittifera roscoffensis
Lineage: Eukaryota; Metazoa; Xenacoelomorpha; Acoela; Convolutidae
Product: chromobox protein homolog 1-like
Exons: 3
Coding region: 33-590 (185 amino acids)
Biological process (GO): chromatin organization; negative regulation of transcription by RNA polymerase II
Cellular component (GO): pericentric heterochromatin; nucleus
Molecular function (GO): chromatin binding
Source: RefSeq, a predicted model, not a curated record